Molecule: messenger RNA, 2481 nt
Organism: Pleuronectes platessa (European plaice)
Lineage: Eukaryota; Metazoa; Chordata; Actinopteri; Pleuronectiformes; Pleuronectidae
Product: semaphorin-4F-like
Exons: 9
Coding region: 1-1635 (544 amino acids)
Biological process (GO): negative regulation of axon extension involved in axon guidance; negative chemotaxis; neural crest cell migration
Molecular function (GO): chemorepellent activity; semaphorin receptor binding
Source: RefSeq, a predicted model, not a curated record
AUGAAUCUAGAUGCACAUGCCAGGCAACCCCAGCAGCACUUCUACGGACUCUUCCCCCCCAGUGAAAUUAACUCGUAUUACUUUUUCCCCCCAGGGAACGUGAGGAGCUGUCGGCAGUGUGUGUUUUCAGCUUGUCUGACAUCAUCAAAGACCGGUGAGGGCUUGAAUCCUGUCCCCACACCCCGGCCUGGCCAGUGUUUAAAUAACGCAUUAAAGGCCGAAGGAUUGGACUCAUCCCUAAAACUCCCAGACAAGGUGCUGACAUUCGUGAGGGACCACCCUCUGAUGGAGAACAGCGUCAACGCAGCACCCCUGCUGGUCCGCAAGGGGACAAGAUACACCAAGCUGGCUGUAACCAAGAUAGGAGCAGAGCCAACAGGAGUGGUGCUGCACCUCGGAACAGACCGUGGGGAGCUCCACCAGGUGGAGGUAGUGGGCCAGAACACCUCCCAUCUGCAGGAGAUUCCUCUGUUCGCCUCAAAUGAACCUGUCAACAAUAUAUUACUACACAAGGGCCAGGCUCUUGUGGGCAGCCCUCUGUCUCUGGCUCGUGUCCAGGCUGAAGGCUGCGCUCUGUAUCCCAACUGUGAGCUGUGUGCCAGAGCCAGAGGACUGGGCUGUGUGUGGAGCGAGAAGGAAGCAGCCUGCAGGAGCACGGCAGCAAAGCCUGGUCCAGGUGAUUCAGUUGAGGAGGCCUUGAGGAAAUGUGAUUUAAAGGAGGGGCAUUGCUCUCCUUCCACCAGGGAGCUGCAAGUUUCCAUCGGCCUGCACCUCUUGUUGCCGUGCGUCCAGCUGACUCCCAGGCCCUGCAGCUGGGAACAUCCUCUCCACAGACACACCCGGCAACAUCACUCUGACCUGGAGGUGACGGUCACAGAGGAGAGCCUGGGAAAAUACAUCUGCACAUGCCAGGAGGUGAGACCAGGUAGCAGAGACCACACCCCCUGUCGUAGAGCAGCCUAUCACCUCACACUAAAAGGCCCUAAAGCUGGGGGAACAGUAGCCACAGCCGGUGGUCGUCACGUCCUGGCUGUCUACAUCCUUUUCUUCUGUGCGGGUGUAGCGUUCGGUAUGUGUGUCCUGUACUUCUUGACCCGGCGACGCAACAUUGGACGCCAGGGCCACCCGCUGCCAGAUAAUUCGCUGUCGUCUGGGAAGGGGCAGGACUUACUCGGCUCCUCUGCCACUCCGCAGUCCCCGAGCAGCGCCAGCUUGCUGUCAGAGGGAUUCCGGCUAACAGAGAAGCGAAACGGGACCGCGACCACGACCACGUCAACCACCCUCCUCAGCAACCAGGGGAAUGGUGGUCCCCAUGGUAACAGCUACAGCGGGACCCUGAUCCACAGCAACCCAAGCAAUGGCCACGGGAACGCCUUGUACACCAACUGCAACACGAGUAGCAGUGGGCUUAAGCUUGCCUCCGAAAUUCUAGCUGCAGACAUGUUGGACGCAAGGAUAGGGGAGAGGGUGAGGCCUAAGGUGGUAGAGAGGGAGUCAGGGGAGGGGGACGAGGUGGAUGAAGGGCUGGGGGACGGGUUAGGGGAAGGAAUAAAAGGACUAGAGGAGGAGCUUGCCAGCUUUCCCAUGUUUAAAUCACCAGCACCACUGGCUCAGUGUGAGGAAAGCUCAAUAUGACAAAGUGAUAACAAAAAAUAUUAAUAAUUGCACCAUUUUUGCUUCCUCCAAAUAAACUGGGUACUGCUGGGAGGGAUGCAAAAUGGCUACUGCCAAAUGCCUUUGAAAGGGAGCUGUGGCUCGAAGAGAGACUACAGAGACGUGAGGAAAAUAUGUGAGUAUGAGAGACGUAUAGAGAGAACUGCGAGUGUUGGGAUGGACUGUCACAGCUAAAUAAAUGUAUCAGAUGUAAAUAAAUAAAACUGUAAAUAUAAGCUGUUGACAGGACAGUGAGCGUGACACUGGGCAUUUCAGAUGUCACAGUGAAUCAAAGGCCACGUGUGUGACCAAAAGCCAUAUUGUCUUUGUCCUUAGCGUCUGUUAUCAUUCGCACUCUCGUCCUCUUCUCGUAAUGGCACCGCAGAAGAGUGCACGUUGCAUCUUUGGGCACCUCUCUCUGUCUCUGUAUUUCUAUUUCUUUCUCUGACGCACCACUCAAAUCUUUCGAGGGGCCAGAGUCACCAAAGGACUGCUGAGCCGUGGACUGCCCAGACACUGGGCUUCAGACAAAUAGAUGUCAGAGACUAAAGAACCAUGACGGGGCUGUUCCGGCCUAAACUGCCACAGAGGGCAAGUGGAUGAUGGGUUCAAGUUCACCCAUCAACAAGAAAGUCUACAGCUGCCCAGAAAUGUCCCUGUUCACCUGUACCGUAACUCAGAAGGCAAACGAUUUUCAACAAGGAUGUGAAAAUAAACUGCAGAAUGGACACUGAGCCACAAUCACCUUGUCUGUGGAUUUCAACAUAAAAAUGUGUUGGGUUUUUCUGUCCUGUUGUUUUAUAAUAAAGACACAAAAGUUGCUGUUUA